Molecule: messenger RNA, 2070 nt
Organism: Impatiens glandulifera
Lineage: Eukaryota; Viridiplantae; Streptophyta; Magnoliopsida; Ericales; Balsaminaceae
Exons: 13
Coding region: 181-1800 (539 amino acids)
Biological process (GO): GPI anchor biosynthetic process
Cellular component (GO): endoplasmic reticulum
Molecular function (GO): hydrolase activity
Source: RefSeq, a predicted model, not a curated record
CUUCUUCUUCUUCUCCUUCUCCCUUUGUCAAAUUGCAAUAUCUUCUUCUGUACUGUGCAUCUUGAAUCUGAUUGAGCAUAAACGAGACCAGGAAGGAAUCGACCUUCUGCAAAUUUCUCAUCCUCCUUUCAUUCUCUAUCAGCUGUCCACGAUCGAUGUGCUGAAAAUAGUGGAAGCGAAAUGGGGAAAAAUAGUGCUAGGAAUCUUACGCUGGUCCUCACUCUGUUAUGGACAGCCACCAUUCUUUACGGAGAGAUGUUUGCUUUCUGGCUUCCUUCCCUUUGGACUUGCUCUUGGCCACAUCUCACCCGCCAAUCUCCAUCUUCCUCCUCCUCCUCUAGCAAUGCGGCAGAAUAUACAGAUGACUAUGUGAAAGUUGCUGUAAUUGCUGAUCCACAGCUGAUGGAUCGAACUUCCCUUCAUCUUCCUCCAAAAUCUCUUGCACUGGAGAUUGCUCAGUUUUAUACAGAUUUGUACAUGCGCAGAGCUGUCCUGUCAUCUGUCUUGCCUUUCAAACCUGAUGUUAUUUUAUUUAUGGGAGAUUAUUUUGAUGGAGGAUCCAUCCUAUCUGAUGAAGAAUGGCAGGAAUCUUUGGAUCGUUUUAAGCAUGUUUUCGACCUGAGCACACUUCAAAGCAGAGGAAUUCCAAUCUACUACAUUCCUGGAAACCAUGAUAUCGGUUAUGCAGCCCAGCAUCCAUUUUUGCCACAGGUCAUCAAACGUUACGAGGAAAAUUUCCAUUCAAGAAACUAUCAUUUCAAAGUUGGAAAUGUUGAUUUCAUCGCCAUUGAUGCUCAAACUGUGGAUGGGAAUGUGCAGAGUAACUUGACUUCCGAAACCUGGAAUUUCAUUAAGGACUUCUCUAAAGAUGUUAAUUUGACUUCAAGGGUGUUAUUGAGCCAUAUCCCUUUAUACCGGCCUGACCAGACUUCAUGCGGCCCAUAUCGAUCGUCACCAGUUAUCAAUCAGAGGAUUCAUCGUGGGGGUCAGAAUAAUGGAGUCCUAUACCAAAAUUAUGUAACAGAGGAAGCAUCAAAGAACUUGUUGGAUUUGAUCAGACCAGCAGUCAUCCUGUCUGGUCAUGACCACGAUCAAUGUACAGUUACCCACAAAGCAAAAGAAGGGGUUGUGAUAGAGCAUACAAUAGGAACAGUAAGCUGGCAGCAGGGUAACUUGCAUCCUUCUUUCAUGCUACUUUCUGUCAGUAAUAACACUUCUACUACCACCUCAGAGAAGGAUAUGAUGAUACUAAUGGAUCUAUGCUUUCUCCCUCAACAAUUAUACAUCUACUUAUGGUAUAUAAUUCUAUUUGUUUUGACGAUUUUGGUCCUGGUCCUAUGGCCAAGAAAUGGCAUAGAGUGUUUCCAUUGGUUUGGGAUCAGCUUCUUGUUUGGAAUAGGAAGUGGUGGUGCAGUGAAAGAGAAAAAUGAAGAUGACGAGAAGUGCGAAUAUGAAAUGGUGUGGGAUGCAGAAGGAAAUAUGCAUCUUAUUAAGAAAGCCACGAAGCCUACCAGCCAAGUAUCAUCAAGUGAUAAGAGUGCCCUAGAAAGGGGAAAGGCUGUGAUGAGGCCGACAGCUAAAAAACAGAUGGUGGAGGAAGUGGAUGCGUCUAUUAUCGACAUGAACAGCUACACACAGGAUACAACAAGAGUUCAUCAUGGGUCCAAGGCAAAAGGCAAUGCUUGGACAAGAAAGAUAAUCGGGAGAAUGUUGCGUGCUGUUAGAAUGUUUGUCGUUAUUGCUGCCGUUAAUCUUCCUUUAUACAUGAUGUUACUCUUCAAAGAUUGGAUCGACAAAUAAAUAAUCCCCUUUUUCGCAAGCCUGGAUGGCUGGCACUAUUGAGUCCCUGGCUGGCUGGCUGGCACCUUCUGGUUUGGUGGUAUAGAGUGACCAUUUUGAAAGAAAGAUAUUUAUGUCCGAGGGAUUGUUUGUUUUUUGAGAAAAUGAAAUGUGUAAUGCCAAUUAUAUGAAUUUUGAUUAGAUUAUAUUUCUUUCAGAUAUCUUCCAUUAACAACUAAACUAUAGAGUAUAGACUUCACAUUCAAAUCAUUAAUAAUUUCUUUUUAAUGA